GCAAUACUAGAGCUUCUCUUAUUGGAUAUCGAAAUAAACACAAUCCCUUGUGAUUUUUUUGUGAAUAGCACAGGACGUCGAAGCAAUACCUGUUCCCAAGUGACUGCAAAGACAAAAUACGGCCUGGUGGGAACGUAGUCGCCUUUCCACGUCAUGUGGUGGAGGCUUUGGUUUCAAAAUGUCGAGCAUUCUGGGCAAAAUACCUAAAUUUACUCUCAAGUUACCAUCUGCCUUAGCAAAAGCUGGACGUACAAUGUCGGAAUGCCCUUUGGAACUAUCAUUUUCCUUGUGCGAUGAAAGCUCUUGUGCGAAGAAUAAAACAGAAGAACAAAUUCCACUCCAAGUUAAACUUCCACAAGAUUCUGAAAAACCUGAUCCUUUAUAUGAAAAUAGAGAAACUUUAGAAAAAGCUGAUGAAGAAAAGAGUGAAAAGCAAGACAAUAUGGAAGUUACAUGUAGCGUAUCUAUUGAUGGCCAAGAGAAGCAAGAGUUUUCUUUCACCCUUUACGAUUUUGAUACAUGUGAUAAAGCCAACAAACAGGAUGUCGAAAAAGUCGUUGUCCGCUCCAUUUGUGAUGCACUAAAUAAGACUCUGAAAAUCCCUCCGUCUGGAAGCCGAACCAUCAAAGUAAAACUCGCCAUAUCUCCUGACAGCAGCAAGGAUGUAGACACGAAGGAUCCGACCGCCGAACCCGAGUGGCCCGCGGAACCACCCAAGAUACCCGCGCCGUCCAAGAUGAACGACUGUUGCAGUGCUCAAAGUGCAAACACCACGUCAACUUACUUGCCAUCUUCUCAUUCAGAAAAACCGCCCAAGUAUUCCAGUCCAUCUGCAACAAGAUCUCCUCAACUAGUGCGAAUGUCCACCUCUGAUGUGAGGGCCAUGCCUUCGCCAAAGAUGCGUGCUGCGAGACUGAAUCGGCAUAAACAUGAACUGAAAAAUAGCCUCAGGGAAAGAAUUGCUAUGCAAAUGAAUGCCAGUGAUAAUAGGCAUAAGCAAGCAGAUAUUGCUCAAAGUGUACCUGAGGAUCAUCAGCAUCACAAACAUCCUACGAACCGUGAUCAUGUCCCAGAGUGUCGUGAUCGUAGGAACCAUUACCUUGAUUUGGCAGGCAUAGAAAGUCCUAAACACGAUGCCUCACAAACUAAACCAACAAUGGAUGCAUCUUAUAGUCAUCGAAUGGACCCCAAGUACAUCUGCCCAUAUCGCAUUUUAGAUCGAACUCAUGUUUGUUCAAAAUCUCAUAGAACUCGAGACAAUCAUAGCACUCCUGUGAAGAAGCCAUCUUAUCCGAAACAAAACGUAGAAGGAGAGGGUACGCCACGUAUGUACAGGACUAAAAUAAACCCUGAUCCACAAGAUGAUCUGUUAAAUCUAAACUUUGACUUAUGUGAUCUAGACCCAGAUGCUAAAUUUGACUGGGAAAGACCACAACAUCGGCGAUCAAAAUCAUAUGAUUUGUAUGAGAACGAUUUGACAAACCCUGGUGGACUGUAUUCUCCCAAAUUGAAGCCAAGAAAUAAUCCAAACUGGUCUUCAAUUUUGGAAAGUCAAAAACUUUCCAACCAUUUGCCAUCCUCUCCAGGACAUCAUUACCGCCAUAGACACCGUGACAAAGAAAAAGAAAGAGCCAUGCAACAAGUUGCUAACUGGAUUGCUCGUGAACAUUUUAAUUCCAAAUCAGAAUCUAAUAAACGUUUUUCGUCAAACAGUGUGUCUCCAAAAUCUGCUCAAGGACCACUUGUUGAAAGGCACGAACACCACCAUCUUCAUGAACAUGUUCAUCACCAUUAUCAUCAUUUUGUUGAGUUUUGA
Uloborus diversus is the source of this 1816-nucleotide messenger RNA. RefSeq names its product protein naked cuticle homolog 1-like. Gene Ontology annotation, cellular component: cytoplasm. Lineage: Eukaryota; Metazoa; Arthropoda; Arachnida; Araneae; Uloboridae. Bases 179 to 1816 code for a protein of 545 amino acids. Gene Ontology annotation, biological process: negative regulation of Wnt signaling pathway. The record is from RefSeq and is a predicted model, not a curated record. The transcript is spliced from 6 exons.